ACUCAUCCAUCGAAGAGAAGUGCGCCAUUUUGGCUCAAACAAAGUGAGAAACAUUUUUAUCUCGGCUAAAAUACUUAAAAUUAGACGGUUAAAAAUGAUGUGAACAUCUACAGGAUAGCGCGCUGGUUUCCAUUGGUGAAUAUUUAAUGUAAAUGUAACUUUUUAAUAGUUUUACACGGCGUAUAUCUUUAAAUAGUAAUGAUUACAAUCCCCAGCCGAGCUUCAUUUACAGCCAAGCACUCCUAAUCUAUUAUCAACUAAUUUCACCCUUACUAUUAGUUUAAACUGUUGCAAUGGGUGGCUGCUCCGCUCCAAACUGCUCCAACUCAACCAGCAUUGGCAAACAGCUAUUCAGAUUUCCCAAAGACCCUAUUCGUAAGAAAAAGUGGGUAGUGAACUGUCGUCGUGACUUCGAACCAACACCUCAUUCCAGACUCUGCCAGGAUCAUUUUGAGCAGAGCCAGUUUGAGGAGGUAGCCAGGUCUCCAGCCGGGGGUAAAAAGCUGAAGCCCAAUGCCAUCCCUACUCUCUUCAGUGUUGGAGACCCUCCUUACCCUGCAGUAACCACCCCACACAUCCUGCUGCCCCUGAAACCUGAACCAGGAAAGGAGAAGAAAUUUGGGGACCAUGGCUAUGCCAGAUGCAAACCUCUGUCUGGUGCAGUAGAAGAUGAUGCAGAGGGAACAGGCGAGGACCAGCAGUCCUGCACACAGUGUGAAAUCCUCAAGAAACAGCUGGAACAGGAGAUGAAGCACACUGCAAGGCUACAGAAGGAGGCAGAGGAGAUGAAGAAACGUCUUUAUCGUCUGGACCGGAUCGAGAGGGGCCUACAGAACUUUCUGUACGAGGAUCAGAUUCGUGCCCUGUGCCUCACCAAGCGCUCCCGCCGGGCAGUCUGGUCCCCAGAGACCAUCCUGAAGGCCCGCAAGAUCCGCUGUGCAGUCGGCACCAAAGGCUAUGAGUAUUUGAGAGAGCUUGGAUAUCCACUGCCUUCAUACAGGACUCUAUGUAACCGCCUGGAGACUAAGAUCAUGGUGACGACUGACAUGAGCUGUGAAGAGCUGGCAGAGUUGGGACUUGGUCUCGUGACCACCUGUGACAGUCAUACAGAAGGUGUGGGGGACAACGAUGAGGAAGAACUGAUGCGUGUUUUGUCCUGAUCCUGACAGUUUAUGUGACCUGUUGACUUUAACCAAAGGGAGAAUGUUCAUAAUUUACUCGGACAUUUACAGAUUUAUUGUUAAAUAAAAGGAGAUGGACCACUGUG
This is a messenger RNA of Solea solea (common sole), 1267 nucleotides long. RefSeq lists its product as uncharacterized. The record is from RefSeq and is a predicted model, not a curated record. The coding region runs from base 294 to 1160 and encodes 288 amino acids. The transcript is spliced from 4 exons. Lineage: Eukaryota; Metazoa; Chordata; Actinopteri; Pleuronectiformes; Soleidae. Gene Ontology annotation, molecular function: sequence-specific DNA binding.